Daphnia pulicaria is the source of this 2363-nucleotide messenger RNA. Its product is annotated as repulsive guidance molecule A-like. Gene Ontology annotation, cellular component: plasma membrane. The transcript has 4 exons. Bases 352 to 2007 code for a protein of 551 amino acids. Gene Ontology annotation, molecular function: coreceptor activity. The record is from RefSeq and is a predicted model, not a curated record. NCBI's taxonomy places the organism in Eukaryota, Metazoa, Arthropoda, Branchiopoda, Diplostraca, Daphniidae. Gene Ontology annotation, biological process: BMP signaling pathway.
CCACAACCGCCAUUAGUCUUGGAGUGAAUCUUGAGCGAGUGAGACGUGCGUGUGUUUUGUUCUCUCUCCACUUUUUUCAAAAUAAGUUUCUUCUCUCUCAUUUCGCGCUCGAAAAUUUAUCGGAAAAAUAUAAAUUUCUAGUUCUUCGACUAAUAACGUUCGCACACCAACAUUUAAACUGUUUGAUACAUUUGAUUUGAAACUCGGAUUACUUUCAACGUCACGAUCACGAUAGAAGGACACGAAUCAACUCAUGGAAGACCGAUAUGGCGCCCUAGUCGUUUGGCAUCAGCAGCCGGGACAACCGGAUCGAGUUUUGCUGAUGGACGUUCCAUUGCAGUUCGUCUAACGAUGGCCUGGACUCGAUUAACGCCGCCAAUGUUUUCCCAUUUUCUCGUCCGCCCGCGACGUCGACGACGACGAAGCAUCGCCACCACCACCACCACCGCCUCUUGUCUCUUGGCACUAGUCAUGAUGAUUGCCAUGUGGAGCGGAGUAGCGGAAGGCAGCAGCGGUUGCAAGGUGGAUAGCUGCACUCGGCAAUUCCAGCAGGCGGCCAUGGCCAGCGGCGUGAGACGUGGAUCGGCAGCGUUUUGCGUCAUCCUGCGCCAAUACUCUGAUUGUCUCCGAUCAACGGCUCGAUCCUGUCGCGGACACUUGGCCUACCACUCGACCAUCACGUUGGUGCAGAACUGGAACGGAGAUUCCAAUUGUUCCUACGUGGGUGGGGCCGGUGCCGGAGGAGCCCCAGCCAUCUUCAAGGACCGUCCUCGCAAUCACGACCAUCAUUCGUCCAAAGUGGAGGACUCGUCGUAUUCCAACGAGAAAACGGUGACGUCUUCAUCUGCCGACCGGACGACGAGCCUGGAACCGACGGCCCGCGUCUACGUCCGCCCAGAGAAGCCGCCCAGCAGUCUGCCCAUCACGGGCACCAGUGUCGUCAUGGAAGGCAGCCCGUCGUGCACCUACCAGGGCCGCCCCGAAGUGACGCAUUGCAGUUUCUAUGGCGACCCGCAUCUUGUGACAUUUAACGGAGAUUUUCAAACGUGCAAAGUGGCCGGCGCCUGGCCGCUCAUCGACAACGCUUAUUUGGCCGUCUCCGUGACCAACGAAGCCGUCGUACCCGGAUCCUCUGCCACGGCUACCACCAAGAUCACCAUCAUCAUCAAGGGAGGCUCGGAUUGUGCGCCGGAACGGACCUACGAGGCGGCAGUCGACUCGGUUCCGGCUUCGUUUGUUGACGGCAGCCAGUGGGGCGGACCUUUGCCGCCCGGAAGCAGCGGAUUGCCGUCCUCGGCUUUUGAGCAUUUGGUUCCCGUCAGGAUCGUCGAGAAGGAGCCCGGCCGGCACGUCGAAAUUCACGCCAGACAUUUGGGCGCGACGCUGAUUGUUCGCCAAGUCGGACGCUAUUUGACGUUCGCCGCCAAACUGCCGCGUGAAAUCGCUCUGCAAGGGGCCGGACGGGAAGGUCUUCAACUCUGCGUCAAGGGCUGCCCGGCGUCGGAACGUAUCGACGUCGGCACCGUCCUCCUGGGCAGCGGGCACGGCCGUCAUCCCAGCAUGCCAUCUAGCGGGCGAUUUUACCGCUCGCAGACGAGCGAGUCUCCGUCGGCCCUGGUGAAGGGCAUGACCCGCGACGCGGCCCUGGCCCUCUGCCGUGAAUACAAUCUGACGGAUUACUACCUGGACUCGUGCAUGUUCGAUCUGAUGACCACCGGAGAUCCCAGUUUCUCUCUGGCCGCCAGCCGGGCGCAAGCCGAUUACUUUUCCUUGUUGCCCGACGCGGCCAAUCGACUGGCCAAUCGGACGUGGCCUCUGGGCGCUUCCGGCUCUUCUCCGUCAUCUUCGACAGCUUCGAGGGACAGCCUCUCGUCGUCGGCCUCGUCCAGCACUGCCCGCUCACUUCUUCUGGUCGGAGAAGUCCACGGACCGGGUCGGCCGUCCAGCCUGGCAGUUUGUCUGCUGGUCGUUUGGAGUUUGAUGAGCUUAUGGAACCCGUUGCGGUGAUACCACAUGAAGAAAUUAACACAAAUUAAUUAAUGUACAGUCUCAUCGUCGUCGUCGUCGUAUACAUACAAAAGGAAAAGAAACACAAUUUGUUUUGCAUAUAUAUAUAUGUAUGUUUGAUAUGCAUUAUAUAUAUAUAUAAAUAUAUAUGAUAUAUAACAUUAUUGGACUCGUAGAAAGUCGUCUGUACAAAAUAUCAAGAAAUUUCGUCCGUACCAAAACAUUUGCCCCCAUAACCCCAACCCACCUCCCCCCCCCCCCCCCCAAAAAAAAAAAAAAAACAUCUCUGUCUCCCUCAAAACCGUGUUUUAUUUGCCCGGCCAAUUUUUCGUUGUCGUUGAUAUCGAAAUAAAUAA